Molecule: messenger RNA, 2872 nt
Organism: Seriola aureovittata
Lineage: Eukaryota; Metazoa; Chordata; Actinopteri; Carangiformes; Carangidae
Gene: lpl2a
Product: lipoprotein lipase
Exons: 10
Coding region: 154-1689 (511 amino acids)
Biological process (GO): lipid metabolic process
Molecular function (GO): lipoprotein lipase activity; apolipoprotein binding
Source: RefSeq, a predicted model, not a curated record
UUAAGGUGGUUCAGAUAUCAGCGCUCUGCGCGCAACACGACGCACAGGAUUAUUCUGAGAGGGGAUUUGUUAUACACUCUUUUCCUGCGACAUAUUAUUGAUUUGAUUCGCUGUCAAAGGUAUUUUCUCCAACAGGAAUAAGCUGUAAGAGAAAUGAAAGCGUGGCGGGUUCGGUUUCUGUACUUUCUGGUGUUGAAUGCAGCUGUGCAGUAUGUGACGUCCCUGGAAGAGGAGCUCGCCGAUUCUAUUUUUGGUAACUUCCUCGAACCUCUGAGUGACUUGUUUGACCACAAAGAUGAUGGCAAUCAAACUGUUGCCAAAUUCUCCCUCCGCAAGCCAUCCCAUCCUGAUGAUGACCUGUGUUACAUCAUUCCUGGAAAACCUGACUCCCUGGCAGCCUGCACCUUCAACAGCACCUCCAAAACCUUCCUAGUAAUCCACGGAUGGACGUUGAGUGGUAUGUUUGAAAGCUGGGUGGCAAAGCUGGUGUCAGCGCUGUAUGAGAGAGAACAGACGGCUAACGUGAUCGUGGUGGACUGGCUCACCUCGGCCCAGAACCACUAUGUGGUUGCAGCUCAGAACACCAAGGCAGUGGGGCACGAGAUCGCUCGCUUCAUCGACUGGAUCGAGGAAACCACCAACAUGCCUCUUGAGAACAUUCACCUGAUUGGUUACAGCCUUGGGGCUCAUGUGGCUGGAUUUGCUGGCAGCCAUGCAACCAAUAAAGUUGGAAGAAUAACUGGUCUGGACCCGGCUGGGCCUGACUUUGAGGGGGAGCACGCCCACAGACGCCUCUCACCAGACGACGCUUACUUUGUGGACGUCUUACACACCUUCACACGGGGCUCCCUGGGUCUCAGCAUUGGGAUCCAGCAGCCUGUCGGCCAUGUGGACAUUUACCCCAAUGGAGGCAGCUUCCAGCCGGGCUGCAACCUCAGGGGGGCCCUGGAGAAGAUCGCUAACUUCGGGAUAUUUGCUAUCACUGAUGCAAUCAAGUGUGAACACGAGCGCUCGGUCCACCUCUUCAUCGACUCUCUGCUGAACGAGCAGGAUGCAGCCAAGGCCUACAGGUGCGGCAGCAACGACAUGUUCAACCGCGGCAUGUGUCUCAGCUGCCGCAAAGGCCGCUGCAACACGGUGGGCUAUGACAUUAGCAAAGUCCGCAAGGCGCGCAACGUUCAGAUGUACACCAAUACCCGAGCCUCCAUGCCUUUCAGAGUUUACCACUAUCAGCUGAAGAUGCAUUUCUCCAGUAAAGUGAACCGUUCAGAGAUGGAGCCCUCCAUCACUGUGUCGCUGUACGGAACAAAAGGAGAGGCUGAAAAUCUGGAGCUUAAACUGAAGGAAAAAAUAGCCACAAAUAGGACACAUUCGUUCCUGCUGGUGACAGAGGAGGAUAUCGGUGACCUGAUGAUGUUGACGUUUAAAUGGGAGGAGACAAACGGCUGGUCGGCCUCCAACAUGUUGAAGAUGGUUUCCUCUUGGUGGUCCGGUGACUCCGACAGCGCUAACAUGGAGGUUCACAAAAUCCGCAUCCGAGCUGGCGAGACCCAGCAAAAGAUGGUGUUCUGUGUAAAAGACCCUGAAACUCACAGCUUAAAACAGGAGGUCACAUUUGUUAAAUGUAAGGAUGCAUGGAGGACAGACCGGAAACAAACUGAAAAAAGAGUGACUCUGGAGAACCACUGACUCAGAAGAAAAGACCCAACUGUUGAAAGCCCUCCGGUCCAUUUCAGCACUUAGUAAAUAAUUUAUACAUCUGUAACUUAUUUUAUUUCUCAAAUUAUACAAAACCCUCACCGCUUUGUACAUAUCCACAGAAGUUUGUUUCUUAUUUAAAACAAUGUGUAUGUAAAUUACUGUGUAAUAUUUUGUAGAAAAAAAAAGAAAAAAAAAGAAAAGUUUUUAUGACACAUAACUGUAACAUCAUUUGUACGAAAAGUAAAUGCCUUUGUCUUUGGUAGAGAUGGAUACUAUUCAGUCACAUGCACAUUUCAUAUUUAUAGCACUGUGAAGAAUGAUGUCCUGCAGACUGUUGCCUUCUUAAGGUGUUUUAUGCAAUAGGGUACAAUUGUAUUACCUUCAUAUAUUAUCAGACUAAUGCAUAACCUAACAGAGCAUUCACCACUGUGGCUCUCAGCACUAUACGUGACUGUGGGACCUGGAUCAGUGUGCCUUACGUUGAACGGUCGCUAUAAGUAAGCUGUUGCAAAAUGAAAUUGUCUUAACGUAGCGCUUUGUUGCUGUAUUUUUCACCCGAGUUUUUCCUUUCAUUUUUCUGUGAACCUUUUUGACCUUUACUGAACCACCUAAACAUUCAAAAGAUGGUGUUUCGAUCACUUUCACAACAUUUUUACUCGUGCUCAUGUUACUAUGAAGCUGUUACCUCAAAGAAAUGCCUGACAUUUUGUCGACCAUUUUUCUUCUAAACUUUAUGAGGUAUGUUGUGAUCCGUGUGAGGUAGAAGGCGGAGUUAAUGUCAGUGAUGCCACUUUGUUGUCUUUGUUUCCUUCUCAAAAGUUCAUAAAAACAUUUCCAGUCCUAUGAGCAUCACCUAAACCUCGGCUCUUUAGAGAUCGGUACUGUAAUCAUUGUGACUUCAUUUCCACCUACUUUAUAAAAGAGGAAAUGUUUCACCUUUGCACUGAAAACAGGGGACGACAUUGCCAAACAAAGGUACUUGUACAGUAGAUUUAAUGUAAAUACCAUAAUACUGAUGAUAGGUUUUGUAGUACGGAACACUGUUAGUUAUAUAUUUUUACCUCUGGAUGAACUUAAUCUGUAAAAUAUGGAUUCCUAUAAUCUUUUGUACGUAUUUGUAAAUAUUCACUGUGCUGUAUAAAUUCUUUAAUAAACCAAAACUGCCAUCUGA